Molecule: messenger RNA, 429 nt
Organism: Elephantulus edwardii (Cape elephant shrew)
Lineage: Eukaryota; Metazoa; Chordata; Mammalia; Macroscelidea; Macroscelididae
Gene: CYSRT1
Product: chromosome unknown open reading frame, human C9orf169
Exons: 1
Coding region: 1-429 (142 amino acids)
Source: RefSeq, a predicted model, not a curated record
AUGGAUCCCCAUGAGAUGGCCAUCAAGAACUCUUACACCCAUGUGAGCAUCCCCCGAGCCCACCUGCGGCCGGACCUGGUGAAGCAGCUGGCUGUGGCCCCCUGCCCACCCUCCUCUUCCUUUUCCGAGACACAGCCUCUGUCUGUGGGAUCCUGUGGCCCAGAGCCCACUCGUCUCCUACAGCCCAUUGAGGCCCCAGACCCCAAGGGAGCCAAAGGUGCUGCCCCCUUCCAGGACCAGCAGACAUGGGGGCAGCAAGGCAACCCCUAUGGGAGUGCCCAGCGGCCAGCAGGACUGACCUACUCAGGCCUGCCCCCCAUCGGGCGUGGCGACGACAUUGCCCACCACUGCUGCUGCAUCCCCUGCUGCUCCUGCUGCCACUGCCCGCGUUUCUGCCGCUGUCACAGCUGCUGCUGUGUCAUCUCCUAG